AUGAUCUCACUGCUUCUGUCUCUGCUGGCGGCUCUGGUCCUGACCCAAGCCCCUGAAGCCCUCGCUGAUGACCUGAAAGAAGACAGCUCAGAGGAUCGAGCCUUCCGCGUGCGCAUCGGUGCCACGCAGCUGCGGGGCGUGCUGGGCGGUGCCCUGGCCAUCCCAUGCCACGUCCACCACCUGAGGCCACCGCCCAGUCGCCGGGCCGCGCCGGGCUUUCCCCGGGUCAAGUGGACCUUCCUCUCCGGGGACCGGGAGGUAGAGGUGCUGGUGGCUCGCGGGCUGCGUGUCAAAGUAAACGAAGCCUACCGGUUCCGCGUGGCGCUGCCUGCCUACCCCGCAUCGCUCACGGAUGUGUCUCUAGUAUUGAGCGAAUUGCGGCCCAAUGAUUCCGGGGUCUAUCGCUGCGAGGUCCAGCACGGUAUCGACGACAGCAGUGACGCUGUGGAGGUCAAGGUCAAAGGGGUCGUCUUCCUCUACAGAGAGGGCUCGGCGCGCUAUGCUUUCUCCUUUGCUGGAGCCCAGGAAGCCUGUGCCCGCAUAGGAGCCCGAAUCGCCACCCCCGAGCAGCUCUACGCUGCCUACCUCGGCGGCUACGAGCAGUGUGAUGCAGGCUGGCUGUCCGACCAAACUGUGAGGUACCCCAUCCAGAACCCACGAGAGGCCUGCUAUGGAGACAUGGAUGGCUACCCCGGAGUGCGGAACUACGGAGUGGUGGGUCCUGAUGAUCUCUACGAUGUCUACUGUUAUGCCGAAGACCUCAAUGGAGAGCUGUUCCUAGGCGCCCCUCCAGGCAGGCUGACGUGGGCGGAGGCUCGGGACUACUGUCUGGAACGCGGUGCACAGAUCGCUAGCACGGGCCAGCUGUACGCAGCCUGGAAUGGCGGCCUGGACAGAUGUAGCCCCGGCUGGCUGGCUGAUGGCAGCGUGCGCUACCCCAUCAUCACGCCCAGCCAACGCUGUGGCGGGGGCCUGCCAGGAGUCAAGACCCUCUUCCUCUUUCCCAACCAGACUGGCUUCCCCAGCAAGCAGGACCGCUUCAAUGUCUACUGCUUCCGAGACUCUGCCCAUCCCUCUGCCUUCUCGGAGGCCUCUAGCCCAGCCUCUGAUGGACUAGAGGCCAUUGUCACAGUGACAGAGAAGCUGGAGGAACUGAAGCUGCCACCAGAAGCUAUGGAGAGCGAGUCUCGUGGGGCGAUCUACUCCAUCCCCAUCACAGAAGAGGGGGGAGGUGGGAGCUCCACCCCAGAGGACCCAGCAGAGGCCCCCAGGACUCCUCUAGAAUUGGAAACCCAAUCCAUUGCACCAUCUACGGAGUCCUCAGAAGAGGAAGGAGUAGCCCCGGAAGAAGAAGAAAGAUUCAAAGACACAGAGACUCUGGAGGAAGAGAAGGAGCAGGAGGACCUGUGGGUGUGGCCCAGGGAGCCCAGCAGCCCUCUCCCUACUAGCUCGGAAACAGAGCAUUCACUCUCCCAGGUGUCCCCGCCGGCCCAGGCCGUUCUACAGGGGGGCGCAUCACCUUCUCCCAGGCCAACAAGGGUUCAUGGACCGCCUGCAGAGACUCUGCUUCCCUCAAGGGAGGGAAGCCUCGCAUCCACUCCGGAUGGGGCAAGAGAAGUAGCGGGGGAAGCUGGGAGCCCUGAUGUCUCUGGGGCUCCUCGAGAGAGCGAGGAGGCAGGGAGCUCCGGCUUGGAGGAUGGCCCUUCCCUACAUCCAGCCACAUGGGCCCCUGUGGGUACCAGGGCGCUGGAGACCCCCUCAGAAGAGAAGUCUGGAAGAACUGUUCUCACAGGCACCUCUGUGCAGGCCCAGCCAGUCCUACCCACCGACAGUGCCAGCCGCGGUGGAGCGGCUGUGGCCCCCUCAUCAGGUGACUGUAUCCCCAGCCCCUGCCACAAUGGUGGGACAUGCUUGGAGGAGAAGGAGGGGUUUCGCUGCCUAUGUUUGCCAGGCUAUGGGGGGGACCUGUGCGAUGUUGGCCUUCACCGCUGCAGCCCCGGCUGGGAGGCCUUCCAGGGGGCCUGCUACAAGCACUUUUCCACACGAAGGAGUUGGGAGGAGGCAGAAAGCCAGUGCCGAGCACUAGGUGCUCACCUGACCAGCAUCUGCACCCCUGAGGAGCAAGACUUUGUCAACGAUCGAUACCGGGAGUACCAGUGGAUUGGGCUUAAUGACAGGACCAUCGAGGGAGACUUCUUGUGGUCAGAUGGUGCCCCUCUGCUCUAUGAAAACUGGAACCCUGGGCAGCCUGACAGCUACUUCCUGUCUGGGGAGGACUGUGUGGUCAUGGUGUGGCAUGACCAGGGACAGUGGAGUGAUGCACCCUGCAACUACCACCUAUCCUACACCUGCAAGAUGGGGCUUGUGUCCUGUGGGCCUCCACCUCAGCUGCCCCUGGCUCAAAUAUUUGGCCGCCCUCGGCUGCGCUACGAGGUGGACACUGUACUUCGAUAUCGGUGCCGAGACGGGCUGGCCCAGCGCAAUCUGCCGUUGAUCCGCUGCCAGGAGAACGGGCUGUGGGAAGCCCCUCAGAUUUCCUGUGUGCCUCGAAGGCCUGGUCGUGCUCCGCGCUCAAAGGACGCCCCAGAAGCACCGCGGCACAGGAAGGCACCGAUGACACCUCCCUCCAGUCUCUAGGGAGCAAGCCUGGAAGAUUACUGCCCCCAGCAGGGCCCUCUCGCAUCCGCUGCCUGUGCUCUUCAUUCAAGAUAGAGGAUGACAUGAAAGGGGUGGGACUGGAGUUCAGAGGACAGGGGUUUCUGGGAAACACUUGGGUGGCUCCGCCCAGCCUAGGCCCCGCCCCCUCAUACAAGGGCCUCCGGUUUUACUGGGUAAGUCCCUAAGUGCCUCAACUGCCCUCUCAUGUCAGCUGCCUCUUUGCCCCUCGAUUUCUUUAGGGGACACUGUGCUACUCGUUCUUGAUUUCCAAAGGGUUUUUUUUAGGAGGAAGUGCCAGCAAAACCAGAUGGAAAUAAAGUUGU
Messenger RNA from Apodemus sylvaticus (European woodmouse), 2981 nucleotides. It is a transcript of the gene Bcan, whose product is annotated as brevican. Lineage: Eukaryota; Metazoa; Chordata; Mammalia; Rodentia; Muridae. The record is from RefSeq and is a predicted model, not a curated record. Gene Ontology annotation, molecular function: calcium ion binding; hyaluronic acid binding. Gene Ontology annotation, biological process: cell adhesion.